This is a messenger RNA of Equus quagga, 2433 nucleotides long. RefSeq names its product chromogranin B (gene CHGB). The coding region runs from base 16 to 2022 and encodes 668 amino acids. The transcript is spliced from 5 exons. NCBI's taxonomy places the organism in Eukaryota, Metazoa, Chordata, Mammalia, Perissodactyla, Equidae. The record is from RefSeq and is a predicted model, not a curated record. Gene Ontology annotation, cellular component: secretory granule.
CGGGCGAGCCGGGCCAUGCAGCCGGCGGUGUUUCUCGGCCUCCUGGGUGCGGCGGUGGUGGCCGCUGUCAGUUCUAUGCCAGCGGAUAACAGGAACCGCAAUGAAGAAAUGGUGACUCACUGCAUCAUUGAGGUCCUCUCAAAUGCCCUGUCGAAGUCCAAUGCUCCACCCAUCACCCCUGAGUGCCGAGAAGUCCUGAAGAAGAAUGGAAAAGAGGUCAAAGAUGAAGAGAAAAGUAAAAAUGAAAACACAAGGUUUGAAGUAAGAUUGUUAAGAGACCCAGCUGGUGUCUCAGAAGCCCACGAGCCCUCUGGUAGGGAGGAAGCUGGAGCCCCAGGGGAGGAGGACACCCAAGGCCCGACAAUGGCAGACACAGAGGGAGGUGGGCACAGCCGAGAGGGAGCAGCCGAGCUCCAAGGGAGCCUCUAUCCCUCUGACAACCAAGUCUCCAAAGAAGCAAAGACACACCAUUCUGAGAAGAGUGAGGGAGACGACAGGGAGGAAGGAGGAGAGAAAUAUCAGAAAAGGGAGCAUGGAGAAGAUGGCAGCAAAGAGCAACACCUUGAAAAGCCAGGAGAAACACAAAAUGCCUUUCUCAACCAAAGAAAUCAGCCUACGGCUAAGAAACAAGAGGAGUUAGUGUCCAGAUAUGAUACACACUCUGCCGGGGGCCUUGAGGAGAAGACACACAGCCGAGAGAGGAGUAGCCAGGAGAGCGGGGAGGAGACAAGGAACCAGGAGAAACACCCCCAAGAGUCGAAAAGCCAACCUGGGAGCCAGGAAGAAUCUGAGGAAAGUGAGGAAGAUGCCAGCCCUGAGGUGGACAAACGACGCUUGAGGCCAAGACACCACCAUGGGAGGACCAGGCCUGACAGGUCCUCUCAAGAAGGGAAUCCUCCCUCUGAGGAAAGGGGACACCCCCGUGAGGAAUCUGAGGAGUCAAACAUGGGGGUGGCCAGCUUAGGGGAAAAGAGGGACCACCACCCAACCCACUACAGGGCUUCAGAGGAAGAACCUGAGUAUGGAGAAGAAGUGAGGAGUUACCCAGCUGUCCAGGCUCCCGAGGACCUGGAGGGGGGACGAUAUGGGGGCAGAGGAAGUAAGGGAUACAGGGCUCCAAGGCCUCCCAGCGAGGAGAGCCAGGAGGAGGAAGACAAGAGAAGUCGCCCCAGCUCAGAGCUUGACAACAUGGCACGCGGCUAUAGUGAAGAAAGUGAGGAACAGGGGGGCCACGAGGAGGGACGCCACCACAGAGCCAGGGGAAGGCAACCAGGUGCCUAUUUCACCCCCGACGAAAAAGAGAAACGGUUCUUGGGUGAAGGACACCACCGUGUUCAAGAAAGCCAGAUGGACAAGGCAAGGAGGUAUCCACAAGGAGAGCUGAGAAAUUACCUCAACUAUGGUGAGGAGAACGGGGAGGAGAGUGCCCAAGGGAAGUGGCAGCAGCAGGACCUGCAAGACACUAAAGAGAACAGGGAGGGAGCUAGGUUUCAAGGCAAACAGUAUGCUCCCCGUCACACCACUGAGAAGAGGAAGAGAUUAGGGGAGCUGCUCAGCCCAUACUAUGACCCUCCACAGUGGAAGAGCAGCCAUUUUGAAAGAAAAGCCAACAUGGAUGACAAUUUUCUCGAGGAUGAAGAGGAAAAUGGGCUGACCUUGAAUGAAAAGAAUUUCUUCCCAGAAUACAACUAUGACUGGUGGGAGAAAAAACCCUUUGAGGGGGAUGUGAAUUGGGGAUAUGAGAAGAGAAACCCCACCCCCAAACUCGAUCUGAAAAGGCAGUAUGACAGAGUGGCCGAACUGGACCAGCUCCUUCACUACAGGAAGAAGUCAGCCGAAUUUCCGGACUUCUAUGACUCUGAGGAGCAGAUGACCCCACGCCACACAGUAGAAAAUGAACAGGACAGGGCUGGCCAGGGAGUUCUGACAGAGGAAGAGGAAAAAGAACUUGAAAACUUGGCUGCGAUGGACUUGGAACUACAGAAAAUAGCUGAAAAGUUCAGUGGUAACCGAAGGGGCUGAUGGUCGUUGGAGCAAAGGGCAGUUUUAAGAAGCAGCCUUCACAUUAUCUAUUUUCCACCACUUCACCGAAAGACACCAUUUAUUUACACAAAGGCAGAAAGUAGAAUUUACUAUUUAUUAACUGUCUGACACAACUGAAAAUGUCUUUAAUUUUUGCCAGAAUGCUAUUGAAAAUAUGAAUAGCAUGACUUGUAGCGUAUUCUCUCUCGCAAAAUAGACGUAUUGACCUGCUUGUGACAAUGACUGUGCUACUGUCCUUGAAAAAAUGUUUGUCUUGGUUUGAAACAAUAAAAGAUUCACCUGAGGCCAAAAGCUCCCUGUUCUCAGGUUCCUUUGUGCUAACAGGGAGGAGUGUGAUUUUCAAAUCCAUUCUUUAAAGUGAAUUCUAAACGACAGCACUAGGAUUUGUUG